This is a messenger RNA of Epinephelus moara (kelp grouper), 3594 nucleotides long. It is a transcript of the gene col9a1b, whose product is annotated as collagen, type IX, alpha 1b. The transcript has 38 exons. The record is from RefSeq and is a predicted model, not a curated record. NCBI's taxonomy places the organism in Eukaryota, Metazoa, Chordata, Actinopteri, Perciformes, Serranidae. The coding region runs from base 125 to 2902 and encodes 925 amino acids.
GUGACCUAAAGGUUUUCACUCCUGCUGAGGAGGAAACUAUCCAGGGUCUUGUUCUCUCCUGGAAGCCAAUCUGUAAAAACAUCCAGCAAGAGGUGCUUUUUUCAUUUCCAGAUCAAGAUAUGAAAUGGGAGAAAUCAAAAGAAAUAUCCUUCUGUACACAUUGUGCUGCUGCUAUGUGAUCCCACAAUAUCUUUGCACAGGGCUUCAUUCUCAGACUGUGAGAUUUUCAUCUCAAGUUGGUAUUCACAGGGAGCAGCAGUUCAUGUGCCCCCAGAUCAGCAUCGGGGAGGAUCAUUUCCCAGGGUUUUACAUCAUGUCCCAGUUCCACAUCGCUGAGCUGGCAAGGAGGGGCACUGUUAAAAAGGUUCCUGGAUCAUCUCCUCAGCAUGUUGCUUAUCAAAUAGGCCCAGCAUUCAACUUCAGGAUCAACACAAGAUCAGCUUAUCCUCUGGGGCUGCCGGAGGAGUUUGCAUUUGUGGCCGUGCUGCGCAUGAGUGGCAGCACCAUCAGUAAGAAGUGGAAUAUCUGGCAGAUACAGGAUGUGAAUGGCAACGAGCAGCUGGCUGUCAGAUUCAACGGGGAGUCUAAGUCUGUGGAGUUUAGCUUCACAGGGCUGGACUCCGGGAGGCAGACUAUUGCCUUCAGCUCCCUGGCUUUUCUUUUCAAUGAUCAGUGGCACAAAGUCCUGCUACAUGUCAGCAGGCGCUCUGUGGCGCUUUUCGUGGACUGUGUCAUGAUCGGUUCCCAGAAUAUACCACCCCGACAAAAAGUCAGUCUGGAUGGCUUCACAUUGAUAGGAAAGCUCAAGGACAACCCAGUGAUGGCAGUUCCGUUUGAACUCCAGUCAAUGCUUAUCCACUGCGACGUGACGCGAGCCCGGACAGAGCCUUGUUAUGACCUCCCAGCCAGGACAUCGACUGAGGUGACAGAGGUGCAGAGGAACCAAGUACCUCCAGGCCCUCCUGGACCUGCAGGUGUCCCUGGAGUUAAUGGAAUUGAUGGGGAGAGGGGAGCAGAUGGCGAGGAUGGAGUUCCUGGACCUGAUGGAGAUGCAGGUAAACCCGGCUCUUCAGGAUUACCUGGAAUUCCUGGAAAUGAUGGUUUGAUCGGCCCUAUUGGAGAUCCAGGGCCUGACGGUCCCCCAGGACAGAAAGGUGAACCUGGAAAGCCUGGACCUCGUGGAACAGCUGGUGUUGGGCCAGAUGGACCCCCCGGACCACCUGGGCCUGGAGGACUUCUGGGUGAAGUGGGAAAACCUGGACCACUUGGGUCCAUAGGUGUGAGAGGGCCACAGGGACCUCGUGGACCAACGGGGCCCAGAGGUGCAGCUGGGAUGCAAGGCAGUGUCGACCUGUGUCCAGACUCUUGUCCACCUGGGGCCUCUGGACAUCCUGGCCUUCCUGGCAUGAAGGGCCACAAAGGUGUAAAAGGUGAAGCAGGAGAACCUGGGAAACAAGGGCACAAGGGUGAGGAGGGGGAACAGGGAGGUCCAGGGGAGGUCGGAGCCCAAGGACCAAUGGGUCCUCAGGGAAUUCGUGGAGCCAUGGGAAUGAUGGGCCUCAAGGGAGAGAUGGGAGCUCGAGGUCCUGAUGGAGAUCCAGGUCCCCAGGGUGUUGCAGGGGCAACUGGGGAUCAUGGCCAGAGAGGCGUGAUGGGUGAGCCUGGGCCUAAAGGUGAAAUGGGUGUUCAAGGGGCGAGAGGAAUCUCAGGUCUUCCAGGUCCCAAAGGAGAGGCUGGCUUGCCGGGUGUAGAUGGUCGUGAGGGAAUACCUGGGAUGCCCGGAGCAAAGGGAACCAUUGGGAAGCCAGGCGUUCCUGGAGAGGUCGGACUUCAGGGGCUUCCUGGUUUGCCUGGUUCACCUGGACCAAAAGGCUUGAGCGGCCCCAAGGGAGAUUCUGGUCAGCCAGGCCUUCCUGGGACAAUGGGACCUGCUGGCAAAGCAGGUGAGCGCGGAGAGCAGGGGGAGGUGGGACCCAUCGGACCUAUUGGUGAACCUGGAGCCAUAGGAGAGCGAGGCCCUGUGGGUUCACGUGGCAAGCCAGGUGCCAGGGGACCCAAAGGUGAUCCCGGCCUUCCUGGUCUCCCUGGUCCUUCUGGCCUGCCCGGGGUGAAGGGAGAGAGGGGAGACCGUGGAGAGCCAGGACCCAAAGGAGAGCAGGGAGUGCAAGGUGAUGAGGGAAACCCUGGAGACAAAGGAGAUACUGGUGAGUCAGGAGAGCCUGGACCUAAAGGAGAGGUUGGUAACCCUGGUGAGCCUGGCAAAAGAGGUCCUGAGGGAAGUCGAGGCCAGCCAGGCAUCGAGGGGCCAGCCGGUACACCUGGACCACGGGGUAUGCAGGGGAACAGGGGUUCACCUGGAGUCAGAGGGUCCCAGGGUCCUGCGGGUAAAGAGCCAAGCGAUCAGCACAUCAAACAAGUUUGCAUGCGAGUCAUGCAAGAACAGCUGGCUCAGUUAGCUGCUAGUUUAAGAAGGCCAGAGUCUGGUGUAGCUGGUUUACCUGGAAGACCUGGACCUCCAGGACAACCUGGGCCUCCAGGAGACAAUGGCUUCCCUGGGCAGGCUGGAUCAAGAGGCCUCCCAGGACUUAAGGGGCCACCAGGAAUGCUUGGAGCAAAAGGACCCAAAGGUGAAAUGGGAGACAGAGGCGCCAGAGGGCCUACUGCGCGAGGACCUAAAGGUCAGCCAGGACCUCCUGGACUUCCUGGUGAGCCAGGCAAGCCUGGCUACGGUCAGGACGGUCGAGACGGGCAGAGGGGACCUCCUGGCGUUCCUGGAAUGCCCGGUGUCCCUGGGCCUCCAGGUGCAGCUGGUCCCAACGGUUACUGUGACCCAUCAGCAUGCAACCUCCAGCCAGGGGCCGCCCACCAGUCUCUGGAUGUGAAGGGACCUGCAGGGAACUAAGAGCCACUCUGGCAGAGACAGAAAGACUGUUGGAUUAGCUUCCCUGAGCACACAACAUUUUUCACACUUUCUUCCCAGGGGCUGCGGCUGGUAUGGUGCCUUCCAUCCAUUAACCUCUAGUCUUGUGAGCAUGUUUUGUGCCAGCCACAUCUCCGUCAGAAGGAGCCAGCUUCUUCAUAAAAAACACAAAACAUUGUUUUUUUUUAUGAGCUGCAAAAAUCUGUCUUGUUCUGGUGUUUUUCUGUCUGAGAGAUGUUUUGAUCUUUUCAGGAAGGUGUGCUCACAUUUCUGAAAUGAAACGAAACAACCAUGUUUGUGGCAAUGUUUGUUUAUCCCACUCUCCUUCUACCUUGUUGGCCAUUUACAGUUUUUACCACAUAAAACCUCCUCCACAUUACCACAGAACAUUUCAAAUUAUCAACCAAAUCAAAUCAGGGUCAGGACGUCUCAUUCAAGUGCCUUUUUCAAACAUUUUGUUCUGUAUGUGCUAAUGUACCAGAGAUUAACCUGCUGAAACCCAGUUUUUGAAUAUGAAAAUUCUACGUCUGACUGUCUUUAGCCCCGCAGUUCAAAAUAAAAAGGAGAGAGGAUGAAAAUGUCAUCAAGUCACACUGACUUCAGUUUGUUGAAAGUGUUGUAAAUCUGUAUAAAAAAUGUUUUAAUUGUGGUUAAUUAUAUUUCCUACAAAACAA